AUGUCGUGGGACCUGCUUCAGCGCUUCCUCGAGUCCGACGUCUUCAACUCCAAUCCCUUCCUGCCAGUCUCCUACCUGUCACGUUACGCCGACCAUGUGGGCAUUCAUUAUGUCCUGUGCAACAAGCUGCGACAGUUUCCCUACGAGGACAUCGAGUUCUUCCUGCCACAGCUAUGCCACCUUAUAAUCAGCGUCGACAACGAGUCAAUGGCUCUCGAGGAGUUCCUCCUCGACCUGUGCGAGGAAUCUGUCACGGCUGCUCUCCUGACAUUCUGGCUCUUCCAGACCUACCUCCAUGAUCUCGCCUCGAAUCCUCAGACCAGCGCCUUCCAGACCUGUCGAAGAGUGUACAACAAGGUUCAGCACAUCAUCUUUGGCCUCGCCGACACGGCGCGCCAGGACAAGAUCAAGGAGAACGUCCUCCCCGUCACCGUCCUGUCCAGCUUCGUCCUCGCCAGCGUCGCCCUGCCCAUGAUCCCCCGGUGGGCUGGCCCCCUCGCCGUCGCCCAAGCUCGCAGGCCUCAGCCCGAGGCUGACCUGACCAUCAACACGGCCGACAGGGACGACGGCCCGAAGCUGCCCCCGCCCCAGAGGGCCCACACGAUCAACACCGUGAGCUCAAAGUCCAAGAGGUCCAAGGAGAGGAAGGCAUCGGCCGCCACAAUCGCCGGCACCGCACCCGGCCGCGGCGCCGAGGCGGUAGGAGGGGCGCUGACCUCGUCGUCGUCGUCGUCCCAUCAGCGUCCGGGGAGCUCGCGGGGCAGCGCCUCUCCGCCCUCCGCGGCGGCACCGUCGCCCCCCUCGUCGACGGUCCGCAGACCCAAGAUAUCCACGGACCCAUCGAGCAAGAGGCCGUCGGCCCUGGCCAUCGCACUGCAGUCGUCCCACGAGGCUCGCAUGAGCACCGCGUCCCUACCGCUGCCCUCGCCCAGGACGCCCUCCCGCGCCACCCCCCCGCUGUCGGCCGGCGCCCACCCGGGCGACAGCCUGCGCCGGAGGCACUCCCACCACGCCAAAGUCAUACUCAGCUCGACGGACCUGACGAUGGAGCAGCGCGUGGGUUACCUGAGACAGCACUACUUCCGGUCGCAGACACAGUUCCUCACCGCUCUCGAGGGCAUCUCGAACCGCCUCGUCAUCGUCCCCAAGCCCGCCCGCAUGAGCGCUCUGCGUGCCGAGCUGGCCCUCAUCUCCCAGGACCUGCCCGCCGAGGUCGACAUCCCCAUCAUCUGCCCCCCGACCCUGGUCGAGGGGUCCCCCGGCAGAAGCUGCCACCACCGCAUCGUCCGCCUGAACCCGGCCGAGUCAACGGUGCUCAACAGCGCCGAGAAGGUGCCGUACCUGAUGAUGGUCGAGGUGCUUCGCGACGACUUCACCUUUGACCCUCAGACGCCCGACAACCGCAGGCUGCUGGCUACGCUCAUCACCCAGGGCGGCACGUCGCGUCGCCUGUUUGACCUGUCGUCGGAGACGCCGAGGGUCAACCAGACGGCACCGGCGACGCCGGAACCCAUCAUCGAUAGCGUGUUCGAGCCCGUCUCGGGCGACCUGGGAAGCUCGCCGCUGCUCAAGCCCGACGACGACGACGAGAUGCUCUCGUCGCAGCAGAAAUACGCCUCUUCCUCCUCGACCCGGCCGGCGCCCCCGUACGGCAUCCCUCGCAUGCCCAGCGGGCUCAUGUCGGCGUCGACGACUGCGCUGGACCCGCCCACGCCGCGGUCCUCGGGCCAGUCCAUCUCGAGAUCGAGCAGCCCCGGCGGGAGGAGGAUGACGCUCAACCACGGACGGCCUAGCGGGUCGAUACCGAGUGCAGCGGUCUCUGCAUCGUCAGUCGCGGCUGCGACGACGACGACGGCGGCGGCGGCGGCGGCGGCGGCGGUGGCGGGAGCCGACCAGCCCGACUUCUCGGCGCUGGCGACGCACAUGCGCACCGCGUCGCAGAUGCUGGCGCAGCUGGACGCGACGAGCGGCAAGCGGCCCAAGCAAGAGGUGGCGGCGAUCCGGUCCAAGAUCAUCGCCAGCAUGCAGAGCCUGGAGGAGAAGAGCUUCGACACGGACGACCACGGCCCGACCUUCGACACCAUCAUGGCCAAGUCGGCGGUGGCGUCGGACAACAACGGCGGCGGCGGCAUCGACAACGACAGCACCAACCCCGACCUGGAGGACGAGGCGCAGAUCGACAAGGCGCUGGACGCGAACAACAUCAACGCCAGCGCCGGACGGGAGCGCAUGGAGAACGACUUCAAGACGGGUGGCGUUCAGAGGCGCGGGGACCGGGACGACCCGUCGGCGGCCGUGUUCGGCGAGGCCUGGGAGGCCAAGAAGGAGCGGAUCCGCAAGUCGUCACCGUACGGGUGGAUGAAGAACUGGGACCUGGUCAGCGUCAUCGUCAAGACGGGAUCGGAUCUGCGGCAGGAGGCGUUUGCGUGCCAGCUGAUCCGCGUGUGCCACCGGAUCUGGACGGACGCGUCGGUGGACGUGUGGGUGAAGCAGAUGCGCAUCCUGGUGACGGGAGAGUCGUCGGGUCUGAUCGAGACCAUCACCAACGGCGUGUCGCUGCACUCGCUCAAGCGCAGCCUGACGCUCGCACUCGUCGAGUCAGGCCAGAACCCACGCCACCGCAUCGCCACGCUGCGAGACCACUUCCUCAAGGCCUUCGGGCAGCCCGAUAGCGAACCCUUCCGCGCCGGUGUGGAGGCCUUCAAGCGCUCCCUGGCGGCCUACAGCAUCAUCUCGUAUGUCCUGCAGCUCAAGGAUCGGCACAACGGCAACGUCCUCAUCGACUCGGAGGGUCACAUCAUCCACAUCGAUUUCGGCUUCAUGCUCUCCAACUCUCCCGGCUCCGUCGGCUUCGAGGCUGCCCCCUUCAAGCUGACGCACGAGUAUGUCGAUGUCCUUGGGGGGCUGGGAUCUCCCGACUUUGAAGAUUACAAGAGGUUGUGCAAGCAAGCGUUUCAAGACAACAUUAUAGACCUCGUAUCCAUGAUGGGUCGAGACUCGCAGAUGCCGUGCUUCGCCGCGGGUGUGGUCCAGACUACCAAUGCCCUCCGUCAGAGAUUUCAACUCCAUCUCUCUGCUGAAGAGGCUGAGCAUUUUGUCGACACGGAUCUUGUUGCCAAGUCUUUUGGGAGUUAUUACACGCGACUUUAUGACACUUUCCAAUAUCGCACGCAGGGUAUCUACUAG
Messenger RNA from Geosmithia morbida, 3186 nucleotides. RefSeq names its product phosphatidylinositol 4-kinase B. The transcript is spliced from 5 exons. Bases 1 to 3186 code for a protein of 1061 amino acids. NCBI's taxonomy places the organism in Eukaryota, Fungi, Ascomycota, Sordariomycetes, Hypocreales, Bionectriaceae. Gene Ontology annotation, molecular function: 1-phosphatidylinositol 4-kinase activity. The record is from RefSeq and is a predicted model, not a curated record. Gene Ontology annotation, biological process: phosphatidylinositol-mediated signaling; phosphatidylinositol phosphate biosynthetic process. Gene Ontology annotation, cellular component: membrane; cytoplasm.